Messenger RNA from Corticium candelabrum, 1512 nucleotides. RefSeq names its product protein angel homolog 2-like. Gene Ontology annotation, molecular function: 3'-5'-RNA exonuclease activity. NCBI's taxonomy places the organism in Eukaryota, Metazoa, Porifera, Homoscleromorpha, Homosclerophorida, Plakinidae. Bases 13 to 1374 code for a protein of 453 amino acids. The record is from RefSeq and is a predicted model, not a curated record. The transcript has a single exon.
CCCAUAUCAACAAUGUCUGCGUCAGCUCGUCGAGUGCUUCCUCCUCCAAGUUACGUGCGGCGUAGUGGUAGAGCUCAUCAAGCGCCUCCUCCUCCAAGUUACAUGUGGUACCAAGGUUUGGAACGAAAAUGGGAACGAGUCAAUGAGCGUCGGAGAGAAGAUAGACAAAACGUCCAUUCUCUCACCCUCGCAACCUACAACGUGCUCUCUGACCAACAGGUCAGACUGAAUAGUCAACUGUACAGGCAUCUCCCUGAGCACAUACUUUCGUGGCGCUACAGAAGCCAACUUAUAGUCCAGGAAGUGGCAUUUUUCAACUCUGACGUUUUGUGUCUUCAGGAAGUCGACGAACGACACUACCAUCACUAUUUUGCACCCAUGUUGAAUGGUUAUGGAUAUACCGGUUGGUACGAGAAAAGGACUGGAGACAAACCCGACGGAUGCGCUAUAUUUUGGAAAUAUGACGUUUUUCAGCGCGCGCUAGCUAAAUCAGUUCGGUUCAGAGUCCCCGGAUGUGACGUGCUCGAUCGAGACAAUGUUGGUAUAAUAGUUAUUCUCAAAAUUAAACGGUCUGGUCUACCGCAUGAUUUUCCAAUUGCCAUAUGUGUUGCAACUACUCAUUUGUUAUUCAAUGAGAAACGUGGCGAUAUCAAGCUUGCCCAGCUCGUAUUACUAUUUACGGAAAUCAGUCGGGCAUGUGAACAGUUUAGACUACAGAAUCCUCGCCAUCAUGUCUUCCUGCUGUUCUGUGGAGACUUAAACAUUUGUCCCUUCUCUCCACUGUAUUCAUUCAUAACAACAGGAACGAUCCGUUAUCAAGGAAUGAAUCGGACGACAUUGUCUGGCCAACAACGGUCACAAGAAUUGCAAGGAGCUAUUGCAUCACAUUACCAACUAAGGUACCCAUUGCUUCCUGACUGGAUGAACAUCGAUCACAACUGCUGUUAUCGACCACAUCACUCUACACAUCACUCUACACAUCAGCAAAAAGCACGUCACUCCACGUCUGAGGAAGAUGCAGCUCGUGUUCUCGAUCUCAGACAUGGCUUUGGUUUUUCUAGUGCAUAUGCACACGUGACACCAACUAGACAACUCGAAAUGACAACGUUUCUUCUGAACGGAACAAAAAAUACCGUGGACUACAUUUUCUACACAUCGUCUCCUUUGAAUACUGAUAGGCAUCAUAGACCACACCCAAAGAUGGAACUAACGGACCGUCGUAGUCUCAUAUCAGGUGACUGUCUCAGAAUGAUCGGAGCUCUUCCUAAUAGUUUAAUGCCUUCAGACCACCAAGCAUUGCAAGCACGAUUUAAACUGUCUAUUCCAAGGAGACAUGACAGGACAGCUGUAAGAAGCAGAAGCGUCUAUUCGUAAGAAUUGUGUACAGUAACAGUACAGUGUGACAAACUUUACCAUGCAACAAGGCACACGUGCAAUGUAUGUAUGUAAAAUGGUAUGUUAAUACCUGGUAUCAAUAUCAGUAAUAAAUGUGAGUAUUAGUGCUAAUUGACG